Messenger RNA from Cuculus canorus (common cuckoo), 4253 nucleotides. RefSeq names its product CDK2 associated cullin domain 1 (gene CACUL1). The record is from RefSeq and is a predicted model, not a curated record. Bases 107 to 1135 code for a protein of 342 amino acids. Gene Ontology annotation, molecular function: ubiquitin protein ligase binding. Gene Ontology annotation, biological process: ubiquitin-dependent protein catabolic process. The transcript is spliced from 9 exons. NCBI's taxonomy places the organism in Eukaryota, Metazoa, Chordata, Aves, Cuculiformes, Cuculidae.
GCCGGCUUCCGUCUGCCGUAAAGUGUCGCGCUGCGCUGCCGUGAGCCCCCGCCAUGGGCGGCGGGCGGUGAUUCCCCGCUCGGUCCCCGCCGCGCCGGCAGCCGCCAUGGACGAGGAGAGUAUGGAGGAGGAGGGCGGCGGCGGCGAGGCCAUGAUGGACGACCAGAACCACAACAACUGGGGCGGCGGGUACGGGCGGCAGCUGCUGGGCCCCCCCGCGCCGCUCGGGGACCGGCUGCUUCGCGGCGCCGCCACCGGGUCCCAGGUCGGGCCGAGCCUCCCCGCGCUGCCCGAGGCCAACGGCGUCCUGCGGGGCUGUGACACGGCGGGCAAGGGGGGAGCCGGGGCCAUCGCCACCGCCAUCAACAUCAACGCCUCCACCUCCAAGUUCCUAAUGAAUGUUAUAACAAUUGAAGACUAUAAGAGCACAUAUUGGCCAAAGUUGGACAGUGCCAUAGAUCAGCUUUUAACUCAGAGUCCUGGUGACUACAUCCCUAUCUCCUAUGAACAAAUAUACAGUUGUGUGUAUAAGUGUGUAUGCCAGCAACAUUCGGAACAGAUGUAUAGUGACCUAAUAAAAAAGAUAACUAACCACUUAGAGAGAGUCUCAAAGGAGCUGCAGGCCAGCCCUCCAGAUCUCUAUAUUGAAAGAUUUAACGUAGCUCUUGGACAAUAUAUGGGAGCAUUGCAGAGCAUUGUGCCUCUUUUCAUAUAUAUGAAUAAAUUUUACAUAGAAACCAAGCUUAACAGAGACUUAAAAGAUGACCUUAUAAAGCUGUUUACGGAACAUGUUGCAGAAAAGCACAUUUACAACCUAAUGCCUUUACUUUUGGAAGCUCAGUCGACGCCGUUUCAAAUAACUCCUUCAACCAUGGCAAAUAUUGUGAAAGGCCUAUAUACACUACGACCAGAAUGGGUACAGAUGGCACCAGCUUUAUUUUCUAAAUUCAUCCCAAAUAUUCUGCCUCCUGCUGUGGAGUCUGAGCUUCAGGAAUAUGCUGCUCAAGACCAGAAACUUCAAAGAGAGCUUAUGCAGAAUGGAUUUACUAGAGGUGAUCAGUCACGCAAGAGAGCUGGAGAAGAGUUAGCUUACAAUGGCUCAUCAGCUUGUACAAGCUCCAGGGGGUACAGAUAAUGAACAUACCGGAUCCGCUUCUAUUCCUAGCCAGAACAGACAGUGGAGGAGUGCAGGUGGUAUCCGGAGCCUCCUUUGGCAGUUGCUGAUACUCCAGCUCUGACACGAACUAUGCCUCAAAGAAGAGAUUUGGACUUUCUUCUUUAUAUAAUAAAAUGUCAGUUGCUGCUACGAUUGAGAUGACUUUGAAAGACAUGAUUCCUUGGUCUGGCUUCUCGACAAGCUUAUGGUUUGCGAUCUUUGUGAGGAAUGCACCUUGAAAAACCAAUCCUUUCAAAGUGGAAAGAAACAGGCAGCCGAAAUCAACAGCUUCCAAAAGCGAUAGAAUGGAAGAACCUUUUUUGCACUCUUUUCUUAAAAUUAAGGACAUUCUUGAAACUAGGUAACGAGUCGGUGUAUUAGUUUUUAAACUUCAAGGUAUUUUCUGGAGCUUUUACUUAAAGAAUAAGAAUAAAGUUUUGUUAUUUUGCAGUAUUUGUUCCUUAGUUUAAAACCUGUCACCUUUGAAGAGUUGGUCCCAUAUCAAUGUAGCUUCUGUCAGGGAGUUUGAAAUUUGAGAUUUUUUUCUUUUCUCUCUUUUAUUUUGUAUUUUGAAAUCUGUUUUCUUGUGUGUUUGUACUCUGUGCCUUCAGCUUGUGCACUUUGCAACUUUAGAGACCAUAUUUUGUGACUGCAAAAUGUGCUCUCGAGGUAAAACUUGAUGUGAACGAACAUGCUGCAAAGUUGCACUUUUCUCUUGCAUUAAUGGGAGGUGAAUUUAAGAAGGAAGAAAAAUCAAACCUAUCACCGUCAUCACUAAUAAUGACUUGGAAGUUUGUCCCCUUUUUAUUUUUUGUGUGUAAUAGUGUUUAAUGCUGGGACCAGCUCUUGUAGAGCCCCUCUCACUGACUUUUUAUUGGCUUCCAUAAUUGCAAUAUUGAUUGAGAUGUGAAUUCCAGACUGAAUGAAACGUUUAAGAUAUAUUUUUUGCUGUCCUAUGUAGGAACAUCUUAAAAUUCUGCAGCCUGGUAGGUCUGCAAAGUGCAUCUUUGUCAGCCCAAAACAGAUCUGCGCCUGGUGGAUCAGCGAGUGAUGGUACCUGUCUUGGAUCACUGUGUGGCUCCUGUUUUUGUUUCUCCUGUAUCUGGGAUGCGGUGGAGGGGGGCGCGAUAGUGGAUGCUGUUGGAAUCUGGGAGUUGAGGAGUGGUGUAAUGCGUGGAUGUGUGCCCAUCAGCCUCCUGUUUCCAGCUGGAGGUCCAGCUGAGCCCCAUUCCAGGAGAUCUGUACCUUUGGUCUGAAUCCUAAGGGUGCUGACGUUGGGUUUAAUCCAUAAUGGCUAAUGCAAUUCCUUCAUGAGGGGAGAAACAUACUUGAAAAAGCAGUUUGGUAACAGGGUUUUUAUCAUUAUUAUGGAUUUUUUUUCUCUCACCUUUAGUUAUGAAGAGAAGUGAGUUGGUUAUAUAAAAUCUUUCUUAAGUGAAACAAAACAUUGUUCAGUUUUGUCUUGCACAGCUCUUACGCCUGUUAAAAGCAACAUGGAAAAAAACUACCACAACCUCCUUGAUGCUUGCAUGAGCUCAUUACAAAAUGCAAGAAAAAGAUGAAAACCAGAUGCGGCAGGGACAAAGGUUCUUUUUCUUGUUUUGUUGUCAGAUUUCAUGUAAAUGAAUUUAAUUCUCUUAGUCUCACAUCAGGCACUUUGGCAACACUGUUAGUAUGUGUGUGGGGUGGAAGAAUGAGGAGGACACUGCUGUGAUAGAUAGACUCAAAUCUAAUUUACCCAUAUAUUACUUUGUGUAUUUACAAAGGAUGUUUAAUUUUGAGGAAGUUAUCCUUCUAAACUUCAAAGCCAGUGCAUCAGUGUUUUGUUUUUGAUGCAGAACAAUGCUGGCAGUCGCAUCUCAUCCCAACAAUGGAAAACUGAACCACUCUGAGUACGAAUUUUAGAAUCGGAAUAGUUAGGGUUGGAAGGGACCUUAAAGCCCAUCCAGUUCCACCCCCUGCCAUGGGCAGGGACACCUCCCACUGGAUCAGGGGCUCCAAGCCCCAUCCAACCUGGCCUGGAACACCUCCAGUGAUGGGGUAGCCACAACUUCCAUGGGCAACCUGUUCCAGCGCCUCACUUAUGUGAGGUACUUAUUAUCAUCAGAUAUUGAUAAUAUUUGCUGUUUAUUUUGAAGCAGAAUUGGGCAAAACCAAGAUCUUUGACAUUUUUGCUGAAGUAGGUGAUGGGAGGAGUCAAUGUGGGCUAACAGGGAACAAAAAUGAUUUGCCAGGUUCCAAGUUUUUGUCAGUUUUGGCUUUAAACAAAAGUAAAACCUCUAUUAAUAGAGUCCUUAGCUUUAAAGAACACUUUGCUGAAAUGACAACGUUAAGUUAAGAAUAGAUGUGUUAACUUAAUUUGUUUACAGCUUCGUUACCAUUCUAGUUCACAUAAGUCAGUGAUCAAGCUGUGUCAUCUCUGUCAAGUGAUUGCAAUGUUUUUCUGUACGUAAAGUGGUUUAACUGGUUCAAGUUUGUAAAUAAUGUGUAGUCCUUUUGCUUCACGUUCGAGGCAAGGCUUCAACAUUCCUUUUAUGUUGUGUUAUGUUUGGGACACAAACUUCCAGAACAUUAAUUCCAUCUAAAGGUAAAGCGUUUCUGUCAGCGUGGUUCACUUCGUACGCACUGGGUGGUGCUUGGAUGCCUCUUGGUUGUGUGUAGCAUUCUCACUUGGCCUCCCUACCGGAGAAAUCUUUAAGCACUGUAUUAUGUUGUAAAUUUGACAUUAAGAUCCCUGUAUGUUUUGGCAUUAUUACCAUAAUGCUGAAAUAUUGUUUAUCUGUCAAAGACGUUAUCCUUGUGACUGAGCAUGAAGCAGAAUACAGCGUACUCUACUAAAUUAUUUUGUUUCUCUGUGAACUUGCAUUUUACUGACGGGAAAACUAACUUGGCCAACUUGAGCAUUGGUUCUGUAAAGCCACAACUACCAACAGCAUGAUCCUAACUGCGGUAUCUAAUUUAACUUGUGGUAACGCCGUUGCAUCUGUAGCUUACUCUGUUAAGGUUAAGCAGUAAAGUUGGUUACACAAUGGGUGUCCUCUUGAUGUUGCACUGGUUCUAUAGCCAAACUUGCUACAUUAAACUAUUUUUAGAUUAA